This is a messenger RNA of Vigna radiata var. radiata (mung bean), 1242 nucleotides long. RefSeq lists its product as uncharacterized. The coding region runs from base 219 to 704 and encodes 161 amino acids. The transcript has 4 exons. The record is from RefSeq and is a predicted model, not a curated record. NCBI's taxonomy places the organism in Eukaryota, Viridiplantae, Streptophyta, Magnoliopsida, Fabales, Fabaceae.
CUUUAUCAUUCUCCCGUGUUUUUCUUCUCUUUUUCCCACAGUCAUCUGCUAUGAAUACCCAGCCACCUCUUUUCCCUUUCUCGCUCUGGUUGUUCCCUUGAUAUAUUCACCCAGUUUUUUCUGUCCUCUUUUCCUCUUGGAGGAGCCUCUGAGUCUGCUCAGGUGUUCCUUGUCAAGAUCCUCGGUUGAGUUGUGAAGGGAAAAUAGAAAAAAAAAACAUGAAUCAGUGUGGUUAUCAGCAGAAGAAGACCUUGACAACCUGCGAGGAGAUGAGGAUGGAAUCAGUGGUGUGCCCUAAACCUCGAAGAUUGGGCCUCAUGAACCACACAACCUUUGAUAACCACAUCAGACCCUUCAGGCCACCCUUUAUCAACUACCAAUCAGAAAUUGAAGAUUCAGGAGUUGGGGCUGAGCUUAUGGACAUCAUUCUCCCUAAGAGAUCUGGAGGGCAAUUGGCCUCAUCACCCCCAUUUUACUGUGGAUCUCCACCCAGCAGAGCCUCAAACCCUGUGAUUCAAGAUGAGCAAUUUGGUAAUGGUAUUGAGAAUUUUGGUCCAUUCAGCUUGGCACCCCCUUCACCAUCUUCCUCAGCAAGAGGUUGUGUGAGGAUGAAGUUUGGUCACACACCAGCUGCAGUGAGGAUCGAAGGUUUUGAUUGCCUCAGCAGGGAUAGGCGCAACUGCAGCAUUUCUGCCGUUGCUUAAUUCAAUUUUAAAGUGAGAAAAAGGAAAGCAGAAGAGUCAGAAAGGAGGAUUAAGAAUCACCAAAGUUCUAAGAGCAGAGGAGAUUUUUGGGACUAAGGAGCUAAUCUUAAUUUUAAAUCUUAUUUGUAUUAUAUGUAUAUACUGGUCUUAUGGAAGUUGUUGAUGAGUUAAUUAAGGUGUCGUCAUGUAUAAUUGAGAGAUGGUGGAAAUUUUCUCUUCUUCCUAGUUUUAUCCUUUUUGAAGAAUAAUAAAGAAAAGGGAACAACAACAGCAACAAAUCAAGGAAAAGAAAAAGGCAAGCAAAAGUCUUCUUCUUCUCUCUUGUUAGGUCUAUAUGAUGGAGUGAAACUUUCUUGUGAGUUUCAUGGAUCCAGAGUUUGUAACUUUCAUGUCAUUUCAAGCUCAUCUCCUCCUUUUGUAAUUGUAUUGUGGAGGAGAAAUUGAGGACUUAUCUUUGGAAUCUUUGUAAAAUAUAUUUUUUGUGGGUGCCCUAUUUGCAGGUGUCACCUGUUUCACUAUAUGAAAGAAAUAUUGUUCA